GAGCCGCUGCGGUUGUUUCCCACACAGAGGAGCUCUCUCAUGGAGUGACUUCCUGGGUCUUCAGGCAGCCAUGGAGGAUAAACCAUCCGUCUGGGGCUCUUUGAAACAGCGGACCAGGCCUUUGUUAAUCAACCUGAGCAAGAGGAGGGUGAAAAAGAACCCGAACAAGCCCCUAGACCUACGGGCAAGGCGUUCCCUGGACCGUCGCCUCAGCCUGUCUGUCCCUGACCUCUUGGAGGCUGAGGCCUUGGCCCCAGAGGGCAGGCCUUACUCUGGGCCCCAGUCAUCCUACACCUCGGUGCCCAGCAGCCUGUCGACGGCGGGGAUCUUGCCCAAGAGCAGCAGUAGCUCCUUGAAACAGUCUGAGGAGGAAUUGGAAUGGAGCCAGGAAGAAGCAGGCUACCUCCGUGUGGUGGAAACGGACUCCGAGGAGGCCUAUGCCUCUCCCGCCGAGGACAGGAGGCCUUCCGGCAAUGGCAUCCUGGAUCUGCUGCAGAAGACGCCGGCUGGAGACGAGGCCCUGGAAGAGCCAGAGAAGCUAUGCGAAAGUGGCGAUCUGAAUGCUUCUCUGACAUCCCAACAAUUUGAAGAACAAUCUAUGUUUGGGGAAGCCGGCGAUGGCUUGAGUAACCUGCCCAGUCCUUUUGCCUACCUCCUCACCAUCCACCUGAAGGAAGGCCGGAACCUGGUCAUCCGGGACCGCUGUGGCACAAGUGAUCCCUAUGUGAAAUUUAAGCUGAACGGGAAGACGCUGUACAAAAGUAAAGUCAUAUAUAAGAACUUGAACCCAGUUUGGGAUGAGAUAGUUGUACUUCCCAUUCAGAGCCUUGAUCAAAAGCUCCGUGUGAAGGUAUAUGACCGAGAUUUAACUACAUCUGAUUUCAUGGGUUCUGCCUUUGUCGUUCUCAGAGAUCUUGAGCUUAACAGAACGACUGAACAUAUUUUAAAAUUGGAAGAUCCAAACAGUUUAGAAGAGGACAUGGGGGUGAUUGUGUUAAAUUUGAGCCUAGUGGUAAAACAGGGUGAUUUCAAGAGACAUCGUUGGUCAAGUCGGAAGCGGUUAAGUGCCAGCAAGUCCUCUUUGAUACGUAACCUGCGGCUCUCAGAGUCCCUGAGAAAGAACCAACUCUGGAACGGGAUUAUAAGUAUAACGUUGUUGGAAGGGAAGGAUGUCGCAGGAGGAAGCAUGACAGAGAUGUUUGUCCAGUUAAAACUGGGAGAUCAGAGGUAUAAAAGUAAGACACUGUGUAGAAGUGCAAAUCCGCAGUGGCGGGAACAGUUUGACUUUCACUACUUCUCUGACAGGAUGGGCAUUUUGGACAUUGAAGUGUGGGGAAAAGACAGCAGAAAGCAUGAGGAGCGUCUGGGCACGUGCAAAGUGGAUAUCUCAGCCCUCCCUCUCAAGCAAGCUAACUGCUUGGAGCUGCCGCUGGAGAGCUGCCUGGGGGCUCUCCUGAUGUUGAUCACACUUACUCCCUGUGCCGGAGUCUCAGUCUCAGAUCUGUGCGUGUGCCCCUUGGCAGACCCCGGCGAGAGAAAGCAGAUUGCCCAGCGAUACUGCUUCCAGAAUUCUCUGAAAGAUAUGAAGGACGUCGGCAUUUUACAAGUGAAGGUUUUAAAGGCAGUAGAUCUCCUAGCAGCAGAUUUCUCAGGGAAGAGUGAUCCUUUUUGCUUGUUGGAGUUAGGCAACGACCGACUUCAGACACAUACCAUCUACAAAAACCUCAACCCCGAGUGGAACAAAGUUUUUACCUUUCCUAUUAAAGAUAUCCAUGAUGUUUUGGAAGUGACAGUCUUUGAUGAAGAUGGAGAUAAACCUCCUGAUUUUCUUGGAAAAGUUGCCAUUCCCUUGCUGUCUAUUCGAGAUGGACAACCAAAUUGCUACGUGUUGAAGAAUAAAGAUUUAGAACAAGCUUUUAAAGGAGCUAUUUACUUGGAAAUGGACCUCAUAUAUAACCCGGUCAAAGCAAGUAUUAGGACUUUUACUCCCAAAGAAAAGCGCUUUGUUGAAGAGGCCCGCAAGCUGUCCAAGAAGAUCUUAUCGAGGGAUAUAGACCGUGUGAAAAGAAUCACCAUGGCAAUGUGGAAUACAAUACAGUUUCUUAAAAGCUGCUUCCAGUGGGAAUCCACGGGGAGAAGUGCCGUUGCAUUUGUGGUAUUUUUAGUCACUGUCUGGAAUUUUGAACUGUACAUGAUCCCCCUGGCGUUACUGCUACUGUUCAUCUACAAUUUCAUCAUACCCACAAAAGGGAAGGUUGGCAGCAUCCAAGAUAGCCAGGAGAGCACAGACUUGGAGGAAGAGGAGGAUGAAGAGGACAAGGAAUCCGAGAAAAAGGGCUUAAUUGAGAGAAUCUAUAUGGUACAGGAUAUUGUUUCAACUGUUCAAAACAUCUUGGAGGAAAUAGCUUCCUUUGGAGAAAGAAUUAAAAACACGUUUAACUGGACGGUCCCGUUCCUCUCGUUCCUGGCCUGUCUGAUCCUGGCAGUGGCCACUGUCAUUUUGUAUUUUAUUCCACUCCGCUACAUCGUUUUAAUCUGGGGCAUAAAUAAAUUCACCAAGAAGCUUCGAAAUCCCUAUGCCAUCGACAAUAAUGAGCUGCUAGACUUCCUCUCCAGGGUACCGUCUGAUGUUCAAAAGGUGCAGUACGCAGAAUUGAAACCCUGCAGCAGCCAGAGCCCCCUUCGGAAGAAGCGCAGUGCUCUCUAGGACUCACGCCAACCUUGGACACCAGCGCCCGAUUCCCUGCUGGGUUGAUUAGACCAACACUAUCUCUGUUUCCGAGGUGGUACCCGUGGUGUCAUUCUGGAAUGUGUGCUGCGUGGAGCCCUCCCUGUGCCCUCCCUGCUUCUCCACGUGUGCCGAUGCACACACAUGUGCUCACGCCCACACGCAUGGGUGUGUUAGUUGCUUAGCAGCUCGGCCUAUCCAAAGGAAACAAUCUAGGGACCGUGAAAGACUGAGGUCCCUUCUCAGAUAGGAGGUAAAGCAAGAUGGCCAGGGGUCUGAAUGGCCUCUCUGAGAAGGGUUGGGAGACCACCUGGAUGCAAGAGUGACCCUGAACUUGUUUUUCUACCUCCAACAGAUGCUCCUUAAGAUUCAGUUAUUUUUCACUCCUGUUUCGCACACUCCUGAUUAUUGUGCAUGUGAGUCAGUUUCCUUCUCUGAGUCCACAAGUCCGAUAGUAACCAUCAUCUCCCCAACUAAUGUCUCUUAGAAGUAGAUUUUUUCAUAAUUACCAGGCGUAGCCCAAGCCUUUGGGCGUCGUUCCGCCAUGAUUACUGAAGACGUGUGUACAAUGGCGGUCAGCUCCCCGGUGCUGGACACCAGCCUGUGGUGUGGUCCUUUGCGGGCAGUGGAAGCCCCGGGAAGGUCGGAAGGGACCACUCAUCCAAAAAGUGAAGCUUUCGUGAGAGUAUUUGGUUGCCUUACCAACACCAUGUCUUCCGACUUGACUUUGCUUAUUUCCAAAAUAAAAUGUCGACAUUAGCGCUUGAGAGAGACGAUGAAUGAACGGAUUCUGAGAGUAUUUAGGAAAACGGAUAAAGGCAGAGGAGCAAGGGACUAACUAAUGACUAUGGCUUCUUCACCUGAUUGUCAUAAUCACUAUAUUUGCCCGAAUUUUUGAGCAGAAAGUAAAACUAACUCAGCCAUCCAAAUCGAUCUUUUGUUCCUAAACAAGAUAGGCUAUACAUAAUGCAUCUAUAUCUCAGAACCCUAUUCCUAGAAAAACACCACCCCAAGAUCCUCUUGAAGAAUAGCUGAUUCCUGCAGACCCCACCACUCAUAGUAUCCCCAAGGAUACUUUUUCCCCAAGGAAAAACCCCAAUUUUAUGCAUAUAUAAAAUGAACACAAAUAUCCUUUGGUUCAAAUGAUAUUUAAGUUGUAAAGACUGUAUUUUGUUGACACAUACUUUGUGUUUUAUAUAUAUAUAAUAUGUGUGUGUGUGUAUAUUGUAAAGAAAAGUUGAGGUAAAAACUGAUUUAAUAGUGAGGUUUACUAUUUUUUUUCUCUCUCUGGGUUGUAAUUUAAUAAUCUUCAAACAAAAUGUUUAUGAAAAAUGUGCAAGAUUCUAAACCUUAUCAUCCCGUGUCUGUUUUUCUUCAUAUUAUAUCUUCCUGGGUUUCUUUCUGGCUGAGCCAGAUUUCUGCAUGAUUUGAUUUUCUUCAAGUUAAUGAAGCUGGCUGGAAAAGGACUUGCAGAAAUUAUAAAAGCUCCAGUAAAUCUCUUCGUUGUACAUACAAUAGAUAGCCAAGAACCUCUCUUGUUCAACCAGUUACUCAAUCUUCUGUGUAAACAAUGCCUCAUUGUCUCACUCCCAACUAUCAUGUAGUUUAUCACAGUCUGUCAUUUUGUAACGACCUAAGUCAGACAUUUUUAAACAGACAUGUGAGAUCUGAUCAGUCAUUUGAAUGAAAACUUUCAGCAGCAAAAUAACCCCUUAUUUAUUUAAAAGUGGAACCGAUACUUCAUUGUUGUUCUUUUGCUAUACAAUUUCAAAAUGAAAUAAUUUGUCCAACAAGAAGGCAUCAUUAGUUAGACUUAUUCCCUCUGCCGCCCAGUGGGAAUUCUGAGCAUUAAGUUGAGGACACAGAUGGCAGCUGGGCUACCAAGAGCAGGACAGAAUCAACCUGUAAUAAACUGUAAGUAGAAAACAAUUGUUAAUUGAUUAAGUCGACUUUGAACGUUAAAAACGUUCAUUGUAAGGGAAAUGUGAAGAUUUAUACAAGUGAUCAAACCCCUACCAGAUUCCAGAAUGCUCUUUAGAUAAAAUUUAUGGAUUGUGGAUUCACAGUAUGAUAAUUAAUGGUAAUUCAGUAGGAAUGUUGAAUUUUAGCCAAGCUCUCCUGGUUCUCUUCUCAAACCUCACACUCCCGUUUCCAGCUCUGUCUGGAUGUCUUAUAGGCCUCUCUACCUCAGUGGGUCAGAAACUUGGUUAUCUCUCCCUCCGUGUGUUCAGGACCUUUAACCCAUACUCUCCUUCCAGAUUCCUUAUUUCCCUUACUGGCACUGGCAUCUUCUGGGCUGGAAGACACUGGGCAUCCCCUAUUUUUGCUCCUCAUGUUCCCCACCCCCUACCUCGCAACCCAUAAACUUGUAGAUCCUGUGUUGCAUGUUACUCAUGUUCAUUUCUAUCUUGUCCAUUUCUGAUCUCCGCCCCCGAAGCCAAGGCCUCCGAAACCUCUUACAAGACACGGCAAUAGUGCCAAUUACGUUAUGCCAGAUUAAUCCUCGUUCUGAAUAUUCUUUUCACUAGGAAUCUCACAAGUUUCUGUCCAAAUAAAUUCUGCCCUCUUACAUCUUUCAUAUUUUUCUGGCAUUUGCCAUAUUCUGCUAUAGCUCAUCAUUACCAGAGGCUUUGACUCCCUCCGUCCUCCACUGGCACCUAAUAGACACUCAGGAAAUACGCGAUAAAUUGAUUGGGUCAUAGUCAACUUUUCUUCUCUGCCCUUUCAUGUAUAUAGAGAGCUGAGGUGGGUGGAUUAGUGUGGUCUAUCAGAGGAAAUAAUUUCUUGUAUUAAGCACACAGUUUAUACUGUGUGAUAUUAUUUAUAAGCUCUGGCCAUGUCAACUGUAAACUUUUCAGUGAUGUCUUAUAUUGGAAAAAUCAUUAUCUACAUAUCACAGGAAAAUAUAUUUGUGCAUGGUAAAACAAAACAAAACAAGAAACCCUUGAUUUUUCUUCUUGUCAUUUAUCAUUUAAUGAACGUAUAUGGAACACUUAGGAUCUACCUGAACAAAACCGACUGCAUCCCCUUGGUAAAGCCAGGCAUGAAACAGAUACUUUUGAAAAGUGGCAGGACAUUUGCAGAUUCCAGUUCUAGAAGGAUAUUCUGGCUGCAGUGGGUAGGCCGGCAAUAAUGAAUGUUCAAAGAAGAGCUAAUUUGAAUAAUCUUGAUAAAUUGAUGGUUACCUGGACCUUCAAAUUAUGUCAGUGAAAAAAUCUACAGGUGAAAUCGUGAGAUGGUUAGGAGGAAGAAUGAGUGGGACUUCUCAGUUGCUUGACUAUGGGGUGGAGGAGAGAUUAGAGUUAAGAUGGCACUCAGUGUUCUCAUCUUUGGGUCCAGGAAGAUAUGUUGUUUGCCAAGGGAAUUAUAGGAGCAGCCAUGAGAAGAACAGCAGGAACCCAGGUUUAGAUGAUGUUGAAUUUGAGGCCAAAAAGCCUUUAAAUGAUCUCAAAGAGGGAACAGUAUAAAGUUAUACAGCUGAGAGAAGAAAUGCAGAUAUACAUAAGGACCAACAUUCAUAGAAAUGAUUGAAGCCACAUGCUUCAAAAAAUGGACUCCACACUCAAAAAGUUCUGUAAAGAUGAGCCAACUAAGGCUAAAUAGAAAUAUUAAAUAAGGGAAAAGCAUUAAGCAUGUACUAUCAUAGAAUUCCGUUGGUAGAGCGUGUUUCAAGAAAACAAGUGCUGUCUAUUGUGCUAAAUACCACUGAGAUCACAUCAGUUGAGGACAGCAUAACGACCUUUAUUUAAUGGCAUGGCAGCCUGUGGGGGGUCUUGGCGAUGAGUCAUUUCUGUAGAGUGAUAGGAAAGGAAACCAGAUAUGGGUUGAGAAAUGAGUGGACCUAGCAAAUGGAGACCACUUGGUGGUAUCUCCUGAAAAAUUCCACUAGAAGGAGAGGAGAGAGAGCACAAGAACUCAGAAUGGAAGAAGGUGCCAGGAAUUAUUAAGGGAAAAAAGUAGAUAUAUCAUGAACUCUGUGUACACCUGUUAGAAACCAAAAAUUCUUCAGGAGUAUGAGAUGGAGUGAUCUGUAUCAUCAAUUAAAACUGUGCCCCAUCAAAACCCCCUCUCUUGUGUAGUAGUAAUCUAACUUUUAUGGGAGUAAAGUGGCUGGGAAAUAAAAAUACAAUAUCUUCUGAAAA
Molecule: messenger RNA, 6870 nt
Organism: Neogale vison (American mink)
Lineage: Eukaryota; Metazoa; Chordata; Mammalia; Carnivora; Mustelidae
Gene: MCTP2
Product: multiple C2 and transmembrane domain containing 2
Exons: 22
Coding region: 71-2707 (878 amino acids)
Biological process (GO): regulation of neurotransmitter secretion
Cellular component (GO): synaptic vesicle membrane
Molecular function (GO): calcium ion binding
Source: RefSeq, a predicted model, not a curated record